Xiphias gladius (swordfish) is the source of this 5524-nucleotide messenger RNA. It is a transcript of the gene agbl5, whose product is annotated as AGBL carboxypeptidase 5. The transcript is spliced from 12 exons. Lineage: Eukaryota; Metazoa; Chordata; Actinopteri; Istiophoriformes; Xiphiidae. Bases 184 to 2667 code for a protein of 827 amino acids. Gene Ontology annotation, biological process: protein deglutamylation; proteolysis. The record is from RefSeq and is a predicted model, not a curated record. Gene Ontology annotation, molecular function: zinc ion binding; metallocarboxypeptidase activity.
CGUUCAUUUCUACAGAGAAACCUGAACGCAGCACACAGAGCAAUGAAUUGAGGGUUGAGAAGGACGGUGAAAACAAAAAUGGACAUCGAUUGAAAAUAGCCUAACUGUCUUAUGUUAGAGCUCUGACCAGCACUUAAAAAAGGACCUGAAGGGAGUAAGUGAAAGAGGCCGAAGUUCAGAACAAUGGAGGCUCGCUUUGGUAAUAUUGUGUUCAGCUCCAAGUUUGACUCAGGAAACCUUGCACGUGUGGAAAAGGUGGAGAAGCGCAGCUCCAGCCCUUCCUCUGAUACAGGUUCCAGUGGGAGUGCUCCCUCAGGGUCAACCCUUACCCCUGACUAUGAGUUCAAUGUGUGGACACAGCCAGACUGUACUGGCACAGAACAUGAGAAUGGAAAUAGGUCAUGGUUUUACUUCAGUGUGCGGGGUGCAGCACCUGGGAAGAUACUGAAGAUCAAUGUGAUGAACAUGAAUAACCAGAGGAAGCUCUACAGCCAGGGCAUGGCUCCUCUUGUACGCACUUUACCUGGCAAGAACCGGUGGGAAAGGAUCCGAGACAGACCCACAUCUGAGAUUGUAGAUAACCAGUUCAUCCUCUCAUUCACUCACCGGCUGUUGGAGAUGCGAGGGGCAACCACCUUCUUCUCCUUCUGCUACCCAUUCUCAUACAUAGAGUGCCAGGAGAUGCUGCAGCAGUUGGAUGAGAGCUACCCCAACGCUGCUCAGCUCAGUCCAAGCAGUGCACCAGCUAGCGUGUAUUAUCAUAGAGAGUUGCUGUGCCACUCUCUGGAUGGCAAUAGGGUGGACCUGCUCACUGUGACCAGCUGCAGUGGGAUGCAGGAGGAGAGAGAACCUCGUCUGCCUAAGCUGUUUCCUGACUCCAACACUCCAAGACCACAUCGCUUCUCCAGCAAAAGGGUGUUUUUUCUCAGUAGUCGGGUUCACCCAGGGGAGACACCGUCAUCCUUUGUGUUUAACGGUUUCCUAAACUUUAUCCUAAGAAGAGAUGACCCACGUGCUCAUGCGCUUCGAAACAUGUUUGUGUUUAAGCUCAUUCCCAUGCUCAACCCAGACGGGGUUGUCCGUGGACACUACAGGACUGAUUCCAGGGGAGUGAACUUGAACAGACAAUACCUGAACCCCAGCCCUGAGCUGCACCCAUCCAUUUAUGCAGCCAAAACACUGUUGCUCUACCACCACACACAAAACCGCUUGCACAAUACACAGUCCAGCACUCAUUGUAACAGUCCUACACAUGCACAGAGCCUACCCCUCAACAUCAAACCUGCCAAUCAGCAUCAAGCCCCCCCCUUUACUGCCGUUGAAGUCAGCUUGAACCAACGAAUUGCAGAGACGGAUGCAAAUCCUGCACAGCCCGAAGUUCCCAUGGCGAUGGAGGAAAAUGACUGGGUUACCACGGAAAUGGGGAAAGGAGACCAGAACAGCUCAUCGAGCUCCUCAGAGAUUGUAGCCCCUGUUACUGUAGAGGUGGAUGAACAGGAAUCAAUUCCACCCCAGGAGGGAGGUGUGGCAUACUAUGUGGACUUACACGGCCACGCCUCCAAACGUGGAUGUUUCAUGUAUGGAAAUAGCCUUCCUGAUGAGAGCCAGCAGGUAGAAAACAUGCUGUACCCAAGACUGAUCGCUGUGAACUCUGCCCACUUUGAUUUCCUUGGCUGUAACUUCUCAGAAAAAAACAUGUACGCACGAGAUAAGAGAGAUGGGCAGUCUAAAGAAGGCAGUGGGCGGGUGGCCAUUCACAAGGCCAUAGGGCUGCUUCACAGUUACACUUUGGAGUGCAACUACAACACAGGAAAAACCAUGAACACUAUUCCCCCUGCCUGCCAUGACAACGGACGGGCAACCCCCCCUCCACCUCCAUCAUUCCCUCCAAAAUACACUCCAGAAAUAUUUGAACAGGUGGGGCGUGCCGUGGCUAUCUCAGCCCUGGAUAUGGCAGAGUGCAACCCCUGGCCACGACUGGUUCUGUCGGAGCACAGCUGCCUGACAAAUCUCCGAGCCUGGCUCCUCAAGCACGUCCGCAACACCAAAGGCCUGAACACACACAUCCACGCUAACCCUCCACCAAGAAUACACCACAAUGGCAGCAGGGCUUCACCGCCAAAGAAUUUCAACAAUUCUCUGUCUGGCUCUGCGUCGGAGAACACCCUCAGCCGCGUUCGCUGCAACAGCCACAGUAGCAGCAGCCAGACACCCUCCCCAAAGAUGCACAGCUCUCCGAGCUUUACUUUUGGUUGUCCCCCACCUCGAACUCACAUGCAGCAAAACAGUACGCAUACAAGCGGACGUGGAGGCAACAAGACACUCGGGCCAGUCAGGGACCCUAAGCCUCAAGAGAAGCGACGCCCCCCCCACCACCGCUCCAUCCUACGGUCUCCCAGCAACAGCCACACACCCUCACGCCCCCCACUCUCACCCCCUUCCUCCUCCUCCUCCUCGUCUUCCUCAGUGUGUGCAGCGGGCUCCUGUCCCCUCCCGGCCUCCGUCAGUAUGACAGGUCUGUACUCGCUCCAGCCCCCCAGCCUCUCCACCUUGCUCCCCUCCCUGCAGGCUCUGCCCCGCCCUGGGCUGCUCUCCAAACUGAGCCCCCUGCUCCUUCAGAGCCUCCCAUCGGCCACCAACACCCCAACUGGGCCCACCCAGGACUGAAUCUAACCUAACCUCUGAGAGCCUGAGCCUGUGUGGGUGUGUGUUUCUGUGUGCUUGUGUGUGUGUGUGUGUGGGUGUGCGUGGGUGGGUGGACUGAGUGUGUGUAAGCUCUUAAAAUUGCUGAGUAUCAGACGAGAGGUGCAUUAAGUUAUAUCAAGAGACUGUCUUUACAGAAACGUGCACCUGCCUGGCAUUCCAUGUAGGUUAAACCAAGUGCAAAAUACUAUCUGGUAUGUGUGUGUGUGUAUGUGAGUGAAACAUCAUAGGUGCUAGCUCUUCUAACUUUUCCUCAAAUAUUAUCGUUUUUCCUUCUGCACAUAUCUGCAUAAUUACAUGUAUCUACAGUAUUAACACCUUAGGAUUAAUAAUACACUUGAGAGUGCAAGUGUUCCUCAAAUGUCAAUAAGACAAUUUUGUUGAAAAAUGUUUUAACUUUCAUUACCAACCUUAAAUCAAGCAUUGUACGACACACAACCCUCUGACAUAGUUCUUGUGGAUACUCUUUACUAAACAGUGUAGACCCGUUAGUGUGUGAAUGUGUUUAGCAAAGACAGGCCGUUGCUUGGCUACAUAAUCUCCAUUGUGCCCUAGCACUUGCAGAGUAUACGGCAGAUAUUAGCAGUAUACAUUAGAGUAAUGGAUUACAUUACAUUGAGUGAGUCGCUUUUUCAGUCUGUAUACAACUAAUAAGCUAAGAAGAAUUACCAUGUUACUGUGCUGAUAUUUGGGAAAUAGCCACGGCUGUCAAUUUUUAGAUUAUCUUUGUUUUCACAGUUACUGUUACUCUUACUCAUAAUCAGCUACAAUAUUAACUACUUUUGCCAUGUUGCACUUUAAUUUUUGAAUUAUUUAUUGGUUUUAUUUAAUUUUUGAGAAAUGGAGUUUGCAGAAUUAGACUGAACAUAGUGUGGCUUCUGUUUCCGUUAAAUCUUUUAAAGCACCUUGUGAUCUUUUGUUUCUUUUUAUAGUGUAUUUGUUUUUCACUCUGUAAGGUUUAUAUGUAAAACAGUGCAAGUCACAGGCUGAUCACACCGUCCCAUUGUAGUCAUAUUUUGAGUUAGCUCUGAGUAGGAUUUAGCAUUCUGUAGUCUAUAUUUAAUUUCUUCCGACUGAAAAAUCACAUUUAAAAGGUCUGUUGUUCAAUUUUUGUAUAUAAUCCAGUGACUAAUUUCUGUGAUAUUUAUGAAACCUGUAUCAUUCCAGUGUCCAGUGUUGGUCCUGACAUUAUGAUAUUCACAGAGUAGCCUCCUGCCAAAAACCUCACGUGGACCAUCACUGGCUUAAAUCCUCAUAGAUGAUGGAACCUUGGAGUUGUGAAAAAAAAAUCGUUGUGUCAUGGAGCUGUUUGCCAACAAGCAAUAUCAUAUAAAACUAUUUGUUUGUUCCAACAGUGUGACUAAGUCCAAGAUGGCAAGUGUUAAUAAUUUUCUAAUAAGAUUCUAAUAUUGGUUUUGGUGUAAAUAAAGUGUAGAGUUUUUUAAUUUUAUUACAUUUCAUCAAGCCGGUGAAGAAAACAUUGACCAUUAUUUAUUCAAGCACAUUUGUGUGUAUCCUUGUGUAAAUUGAAUUUUACAGGUAUGUAGUAGGCUGUUGAUGGUUAAAGUUAAUAUAUUUUGUGGUUAGCAGAGGUGAAAAAUUAUCUUGUUGUCUUGGUCUAUAUGUAAGCCUCAUAGAUCAGUUGUGGAAUUAUAAUGAUUUGUCUGAAAUUCAGGUUUGUGUGCUGUCAUCCAAGUACUUGAUGAUGGUGUUUUAAGACCAGCCAUUUUAGAUGCACUGAAGAUGCAGAGGUGGAACAUCUGUGAUCUGGAGAGGGUUUUAUGAGCAGCCUUUAAACUAGACCAAUGAUUGACUGGAUCAAAAUAGCUUUCAGAAUAUCUAGCCUCGCUGUAACUAUUGUCUGUUUGAGUACUAUGCGACAUUAUAGUUAUGGUGUGCCUUGUUCUGUUGUAAACCGUAGCUCAAGGAGGCUCUGCUCACCCUUUUUACCAUAAAACCUGGAUUAUAUUGUGAUUAUAUUAUACCCUUGCAAGAUAAAAUGGAGAAAUGUAUUUAUAAUUUAGUGGAUUUUUGAGUAUACAGGGCUAAAACAAUGUACCAUUAAACAGAAAAACAUAUACCUACAGAUAAUGUUUGGACAUUAAGUUAAAGGGGCAUAUUUAGGAUUUUUGGUGAUCUUUUCAUAAAAUAAAAAGCUAGCUAAUUAGAGCAGAUAUUGAAAACUGAUGCCAGUGAUUCUUUUGCAGCACCAACCUCUAUUACAUAAUUGUCAAUUUUUUUUUUUUUCAAAAAGGGAGCAUAGACCUGUAAGAGAAGACUCAGAUGCUUGAGAACAAAACAACCUUCUGAAAAUUUGAUUGUCAUUUGUGCUAUGGAGACAUAAAAGUCUUACUAAGUACUCCUUUAAUAUCACUAUGAUGAUGAUUUUCAUGUAGCCUAUGCCCACUUCAUUCAGCACAGUGGGAAAGAUGUAUUAUGAGCUUUGAAUUUAGACCAGGGCCCUGAAAAAUGGAGAGUUUACUGUAGUUCUAUUCUGUUUUAACACUGUGAACUAUGAUAUAGUUAUAGAAUAUUUUCAUCCAGAAUAAAAAAAAAAAAGCUUGAGGUGGAAACUAUGCAUAGUCACAUUCUCAUUAGGUCUGUCAGCUUUAUACUCCUUAUGAUAAUGUUGCCGUUUCCUUCAACGUGGUGCUAACAUUCUAUACCAGACUAUGGUUACGUGUUCAUCUGUGUAACAUCUUUACGAAUAUCAACUUCUUGAAUGUGCUGCUGUCCUUCACCGCCUCUCUGGAAUAAAAACUAUCCUUUUGUGAAGCAACUUCUGUGUAUGAGUCCUCCACUCUAUAUUCACUCUGCUGUA